This is a messenger RNA of Myripristis murdjan (pinecone soldierfish), 1126 nucleotides long. It is a transcript of the gene fip1l1a, whose product is annotated as FIP1 like 1a (S. cerevisiae). The record is from RefSeq and is a predicted model, not a curated record. NCBI's taxonomy places the organism in Eukaryota, Metazoa, Chordata, Actinopteri, Holocentriformes, Holocentridae. Gene Ontology annotation, cellular component: mRNA cleavage and polyadenylation specificity factor complex. The coding region runs from base 98 to 1126 and encodes 342 amino acids. The transcript is spliced from 14 exons.
UGUUGAGCAGUGGUUGUAUGGAGGCCUAGACACCACUUUGACAGAUGACAGGGAGGAUCGACUGACACGGAUUCAAGUGCAGCACAGCAAAAAUGCAAUGUCAUCCCUUAAAGUGGCCAGUGACAGUGACGUGGACAAUCAGCUGGCUGGCCAAGAUGACGAAGACAGCGACAGUGACAGUGAUGACAAUUUUUGUGUAACCAUCGGUGAUAUAAGGCUUGGAGAGGCACCUCAGUCUGUCGGCUCUGGCCACACACCUGUGAAUCUGAAUAUUCAGGCUAAAGGGAGGAUUCAUGCAGAUGGAGUGGAUGUGAGCACACUGGGCGAUGUCCACAGGGACAGUGUCACAGCACUUGACGUGGAUCUUGACUCCUAUGAGGAAAAGCCCUGGAACAAACCUGGUGCUGACAUUGCAGAUUAUUUUAACUAUGGUUUUGUUGAGGAAACCUGGAAAGCUUACUGUAAUGUACAGAGGAUGCUCCGGACCAUUCAUGAAAGCAAGACCUCAUCCUCCACUAAAAUCAGAGACCAGAAGGGGCGCACAGGCCACAGAGAAACAGGCUCCUGUUGUGAUUAUCCCUUGUCAGGCAGCCCAGGACACAGCACCACUGAUGUUAUUGGAGGACAAACUGGAUUCAUCAGCAGGGUGGAAGGGCGCCAAUGUGAGGUGCUUUCUGAGGAUAAAGAAAAGUUUUCCAGCCACCUAUCACACAUUUCUGUGCCGCCUCUCCUGUCUCCUGCAUUCAACAUCCGUUCUGCAUCUCCGCUCAGCCCUUCACCACCUUUCCAUGGUGCCCCUUCUCCCCUCCUCAUCAGCCCCUUGAGCAUGCUGCAGUAUAGGAGCAGGACGGACAGCAGGCUACAGUCUGAAGGCUGGGAUAGUCCCUCAGUCCCACUAUAUGCAGUUUCUACAGGUGCAUGUCCUCCAGUGCUAACAAGCAUGACCUAUUUCACUGGACUGUUGAAGAGAGCCGAGGCCUUUCAACACCACACACAACAGGAUAGAAAGCAAGACCGUAACAGGGAGAGAAGUAGAUCCAGAGAGCAUGGCCACAAUAAUGUCAGAGAAAGAGACAGAGACAGGGAGCAGCGCAGUCCUCACAACAGGUGGGUAUCACUGACCUAA